This is a messenger RNA of Phascolarctos cinereus (koala), 607 nucleotides long. Lineage: Eukaryota; Metazoa; Chordata; Mammalia; Diprotodontia; Phascolarctidae. The record is from RefSeq and is a predicted model, not a curated record.
UGGAAGUGGAGUUACUGUUCCAUGAAUGCUACAAGAUAGUAGGAUUGUAGAGUAGUACAUGAAGAAGAAAAAAGUAUAAGAAGAUUGGAAAGAUUGAAAGGGGCCAGGCCGAAAAGGGCCUUCCAAGACAAACAGAAUAGUUUCUAUUUGAUCCUGGAGGGAAUAGGGAGCACCUGAGAGGCAGCCUGCCAAGGAACCAGAACUUUGCUAAUCAGAUGGAGAAGCUAAAAAGUAACUCUGCUAAAAGAAAAGUUGAAGAGGAAUACAAACUUUUGCCUCUUUGUCGUGCUAAGCCCUCCCCAAGUUUCAUUCAUCUUCCAGCAACCAACCCAGCCACUUGUCAAAACAAUCAGUCAGCAAAGCUACAAACAGGAGUCGACAUUAAAAAGCCCCAGGAUUGCUUAGGUCUGCUUCAGUGUAUGCACGCCAAUCUCCAACUUCAGACCAAACUUGCCCAACAACAGAUGGCCAUCCUAGAAGAUCUACAGUCCUCCAUGACUCUGCUGAUUCCUGGGGGGGAGGGGAAGGACUCUAUGCUGCCAGCUAUACGUCCAAAUUUGCUGUUGACUUGCCAACCUCAAAUCAGUAAAUGAACUUUGGGACCUAG